CAUCUACAAGACUAUAACGACAAAACACACCGAUAUCAUCUUCAUCUUCAUCAUCCAAAUCAUUUGCAGCGAGCUUGAGUGGGAAGCGUGAGGGCGGGGAAGAUGCCGAGAAGCAGGUACGCCGGGUCGAUCUCGGGCCCCAAGGUGGACGUCGCCAUUGACAUGGGCAAUCCCUUGCUCAACGUCACCGUCGAUGGCUUCCUCAAGAUCGGCACCGUCGCAGCCACCAGAGCAGCCGCGGAAGAUGCCUACUUCAUCGUCAAGAAAGGGAGUUUUUCGAGUCACAGUUUUGAGGACACGUUGAAGAAGAUGUGCAAAGAAGGGGCGUACUGGGGGACAGUUGCUGGAGUCUAUGCAGGAGUGGAGUACGGGGUAGAGAGAAUCCGUGGCACCAGAGACUGGAAAAAUGCUAUGAUAGGGGGUGCUUUGACCGGCCUUACAAUAUCUGCGGCCAGCAACAAUAACAGAGACAGAGUUGUGUUGGAUGCCAUCACAGGAGGUGCAAUCGCAACUGCUGCAGAGUUCCUUAAUUGUCUGACAUGAGUAAUGGAACAACUUAUUCCCGAUGCUUUUUGACCUUUUAGGUAGAAAGCAUCUAUUAUGCUGCUUCUGCUCAUCGCCCCUCUCUUGUAUGCAAGACAACUGAAAGUUUGAUGACGAGAACCGAAUCAUCAUUUUCUCAUCUGUAAACUAUCGCUCAUAAGUAUGUUGAGGUUUAUGGAGCUAUUUUUACAAUGGAA
Messenger RNA from Syzygium oleosum, 740 nucleotides. Its product is annotated as outer envelope pore protein 16, chloroplastic. Gene Ontology annotation, biological process: protein import into chloroplast stroma. The transcript has 6 exons. Gene Ontology annotation, molecular function: amino acid transmembrane transporter activity. The record is from RefSeq and is a predicted model, not a curated record. The coding region runs from base 103 to 543 and encodes 146 amino acids. Lineage: Eukaryota; Viridiplantae; Streptophyta; Magnoliopsida; Myrtales; Myrtaceae. Gene Ontology annotation, cellular component: chloroplast outer membrane.